CGAGGUUGCCAAGCUCAAAACACUUUGAUUAGGCCCUUUGCUUAUGCGCUUCACCGAUCGUUCUUGCUUGUAUCAUCGCCAACUUUUUUUCCCAUAAAGUCUUAUUUAGCAAAAGAAAAGGAAGGAAUAUCCUUGUUAAGUAUGACCAAACACCGGACAAUGAGCCAGGGAGAUGUCCAAGCGCUUAUCCAUCGAUGUCUGGUGUAUGGCAUGGUAACUUUGCUUGUUGUUUUAGUGGGUGCUUUGUAUUUGUGGCCAAAAAGUCAAAGAAAUCUUCCGACAAAUUCACAAAGCACUGAUUUUUAUCAUGUCUCUGGACUUGCUAGCAAGUUUAACAAUACCUACCCUUUAAGUAAACCCAAAAAAACUCCGCUAGGAAUGAAGUAUCGGAUUGGAAUCAUCGCUGAUUUAGACGAAAAUUCGAAGUCUUCGACCAUGAAAAAUACAUGGACUAGUCAUUUUAAACGAGGCUAUCUAACUGUUCAUCCAGAUAGAACGAUAAGCAUUGAAUGGGACGAGAAAAUAGUUGUGUUGUCUUCAACGCUGUCGCAGAAAGGUCGUGGAAUGGAGCUAUCAGAACUUAUAGCUUUCAACGGGAAGCUAUACGCCAUUGACGAUCGUACCGGCGUCAUAUUCCAAAUAAUGGAUGAACAUGUUGUUCCUUGGGUGAUUCUUCCAGAUGGUGAUGGUACCGAGAAGAAAGGGUUUAAAGGAGAGUGGAUGGCUGUAAAGAGUAAGACCUUGUAUGCUGGGGGGCUUGGCAAGGAGUGGACCACUACAGAAGGAGUGUUCCAAAACCAUAACCCUCAAUGGGUCAAAAGUAUUGGCCCUUUUGGGGACAUAGUCCAUCACAAUUGGGUUCCAAGGUAUGAUGGCAUGCGUGCUGCUAUGGGUAUUGCACCACCUGGGUAUAUAAUCCAUGAGGCUGGCAUAUGGAGUGAUGUCCACCAAUUAUGGUUCUUUCUCCCGCGACGUGCAAGCCAUGAAAUGUACAAUGAAAAAGAUGACGAACACCGUGCCACAAACGCCCUUAUCAGCUGUGAUGAGCACUUUAAAUCUAUUCACGUACGGACCAUUGGGAAGCUUAACCCAACUCAUGGCUUUUCAUCCUUGAAGUUUGUCCCUGGUACUAAUGAUGAGCUUAUUGUUGCACUAAAAACUGAGGAAGAUAAGGGCGUGAUUAGGUCAUACAUUAUGGCUUUUAACCUUGACGGCAAAGUUGUCAUGGAAGAAACUAUAAUUGGGAACAAUAAGUUUGAAGGUAUUGAGUUUAUAUGAGUGUGUAAGCAACCUAAUCUUUUAGUACUAUAAGUAGGAAUUAUGAAUACAUUGUAAAUGAUUUUAAUUUCUAUAAUUUUGGGUGUUUUAAAUCAGAUUUUUUUAAAAACAGUACUACUUUUGACUGCAAUCUGGGUGAGGCUUUUUUCAGUCCUUAUUUAUUAUACUCAGUCAUUAUGUCCUAUACUCAGAAAUUUUUUUUCCACCAUUUGCAUGAUUUUUUGUGCAACUAUUUAUUUUCAUUAUCCUUGCAAGUCUAACAUGUAUUAAAUCACAAUGUUUUUAUGGCUUCCAUAAAGUAUAAUAUGCUCUAGAAGGAACAUGGACAUUGACAUAGUGUUGCUUUAACAACAUAACCUCAAUUUAAUCUAUGAUAGACUUACAGCAAUGGAACCACUGUAGUUAAACUGAUAACCUCUGGAUAGCAAUUUAGACCUAAAUCUUUCCUGAAGUAUUGUAAAAUCUAUAUAGUGACCUACCAAGAACCACUUGAUCAGUUAUAAGCCGUCUGUGGGCCAUUAUCCACCCCCCAUUUUGAACUCCUGGAUCCGCUCCUGUAUUGGGUAGAUAUUCAGUAUCCUGGCAUAAUUUGUAAUUAAUUAUUACCUAAAUAAAUAUUUGUAAAGUAAUCUCAAGAUAAUAAAUGUCAGUGUAAAAUUCCUGUGCCAUAGAAAUAUGUGUAAAAAAAUGUAAUGUGAUCUGAUUAAAAAUAAAACUUAGAAGGAUGCAA
Molecule: messenger RNA, 2008 nt
Organism: Nematostella vectensis (starlet sea anemone)
Lineage: Eukaryota; Metazoa; Cnidaria; Anthozoa; Actiniaria; Edwardsiidae
Product: soluble calcium-activated nucleotidase 1
Exons: 1
Coding region: 142-1278 (378 amino acids)
Biological process (GO): proteoglycan biosynthetic process
Molecular function (GO): calcium ion binding; UDP phosphatase activity; GDP phosphatase activity
Source: RefSeq, a predicted model, not a curated record